Messenger RNA from Closterium sp. Naga37s-1, 1272 nucleotides. Lineage: Eukaryota; Viridiplantae; Streptophyta; Zygnematophyceae; Desmidiales; Closteriaceae. The record is from the annotation of a GenBank genome assembly.
AUGCAGUCAAAGCAACACGGUCUAGGAGCACCUUCAACUGACGCCUACGAGUCAGCUCCAGCGGAAGAGCCUGAAGAGGUGCGCAUCCUGCGAGCGGAAGUGCAGCUGCUAAAAGGCGGACUGGCGCGCGCAAGAGAACGCGAAGCAGCCGCGCUGCACCAACUGCAAGAAGUCGCGGCCGCGGCGAACGCCAAGUUGGCAGCAGCCAAUGCUGAGGUGGCGUCGGUGCGUGCUGAGCUGUCAGCGGCGAACGCCAGAGCGAAUGCGGUGCGAAGGGAGAAAGACGCGGCGAUGAUGGCGGCAGAUAGACGGAUAGACGCUUUGCAACGGGAGCUUUCAGUGCUGAUGGAAGAGAGGGAGGAGGCGGCAGAAGUGGCCGUGGCGGGACGGGAGAGUUUAGACAGAGCGGAGGAGUAUCUUAAAGCAUUGGAUAUAGCAAAAGUUGAGGUUAAGAAGCUUAGACUUGAAAGGGAUAUUUUGAUGGAGAAUAGGUUGCUGGAUGAGGAGAAGAAUAAAAGGGACCCGUCUGUGCAUGAACGGCUGAUAUUGAAGAUGGAGAAUUACGUGGGUCUGGUGAUCAGGGAAAUCGAAGCCAGUCAUCCUCCUCCACCUCCUCACUCUCCUCCACCUCCUCACUCUCCUCCACCUCCUCACUCUCCUCCUCACUCUCCUCUUCGCACUAUUCACUUCGGAGGAGGUACUCCCUCCCUCCUCCCGCCGGACCUCCUCUCCAGGCUCGUCGACACUCUUCGCCGAACCUACGGCCUUGCUCCGGACGCUGAGAUCUGCUUGGAGGCCGACCCUGGCACGUUCGACGAGGCUCGGCUCCGAGCCUGGGUGGAAGGCUCGGGAGUGACGAGGCUGAGUGUGGGAUGCCAGGCGUUUGACGAAGCCCUGCUGAAGGCGUGUGGGAGAUCUCACUCUCUUGCUGACGUGUACGAUGCUGUUGAUGCGGUGAAGCGCGUGGGGCUGGAAAACUGGAGCUUGGAUUUGAUAUCAGGCCUGCCAGGCCAGACCCCCGACAGCUGGCAGCACUCCCUUUCUGAAGCCAUCCGCCUGGGCCCCAGCCACGUGUCAGUCUAUGAUUUGCAGGUGGAGCAAGGCACAGCCUUCGGCCGAUGGUAUUCCCAAGGCCAAAAGGGGGGAAUACCAUCAGCUGAUUCCCCCGGCCGCUCCCCCCUCCCUGCCGACGAUCUUUCCGCUGACAUGUACCGGGAAGCUUCCAGGCAGCUUCGUGCGGCGGGAUAUGUUCAUUACGAGGCCCUCUCGUAG